Molecule: messenger RNA, 1164 nt
Organism: Candida tropicalis MYA-3404
Lineage: Eukaryota; Fungi; Ascomycota; Pichiomycetes; Serinales; Debaryomycetaceae
Product: GTPase
Exons: 1
Coding region: 1-1164 (387 amino acids)
Molecular function (GO): GTPase activity
Source: RefSeq, a predicted model, not a curated record
AUGUCUACAACAACAAGUAAUGCACCACCUACAGUUAUAUGUAUCGGAAUGGCGGGUUCUGGGAAGACCACAUUUGUGCAAAGAUUGAAUUCACACUUGCAUUCAAAGAAGACCCCGCCAUAUGUGAUAAACUUGGAUCCAGCGGUUUUGAAAGUGCCAUUUGGAGCAAACAUUGAUAUAAGAGAUUCAGUCAAGUACAAGAAAGUUAUGGAACAAUACAAUUUGGGUCCAAACGGGGCAAUUGUCACAUCUUUGAAUUUGUUUUCCACCAAGAUAGAUCAGGUUAUUAAAUUGAUUGAAAAGAAGAAGGAUAGAAUAAACAACGUUGUUAUUGAUACACCUGGUCAAAUUGAAUGUUUUAUAUGGAGUGCCAGUGGUGCUAUCAUUACUGAAUCGUUUGCCAGUGAGUUCCCUACAGUUAUUGCAUAUAUUGUUGACACCCCAAGAAACACCAGUCCGACCACAUUCAUGUCCAACAUGUUGUAUGCUUGUUCUAUAUUGUACAAGACCAAGUUGCCAAUGAUUGUGGUAUUCAACAAGACUGAUGUUACCGAUUGUGAAUUUGCCAAGGAAUGGAUGACUGAUUUUGAAAGUUUCCAGGCAGCUGUUAAAAAAGACCAUGAGUUGAAUGGGGAGCAAACCAGUGGGUAUAUGAGUUCUUUGAUCAACUCAAUGAGUUUAAUGUUGGAAGAGUUUUAUUCAAACUUGGAUGUGGUUGGUGUUAGUAGUUAUACUGGAAAUGGGUUUGAUGAGUUUAUGGAUGCCGUUGAUAAUAAAGUGGAGGAAUAUAAUGAGUUUUAUAAAGCCGAGAGGGAAAGAAUUUUGAAGCAAAAGGAAGAAGAUGAAAAGAAGAGACAAGCCAAGUCUUUGAACAAGUUGAUGAAGGAUAUGAAAAUGAGUGACAAGAAGGACUCGGAAGUGUUGUCCGAUUAUGAAGACGAUGAUGAGGAAGUAGACGACAAGUACCAAGGGGAAGUAUUGAGAGAUGAGGAUGAAGAGCCGGAAAGAGAAUACACAUUUCCUGAAGAUCGUCAAGGAGAGGUUACAUCUUCGACCGAUGCUGAUUUACAAGCUCGAUACCAACAGGCAUUUGAGGCAACGGCAAAGCCUGCUUCCUCUAAAACUGCGGAAGACAUUGCCAACUACAUAAAUAGAAGUCAGUAA